AGUUCUGGAUUCAGAGUUAAAGUUUGAUAAACGGCUUACACGCAGUUCACUAGCGCCCUCUUGUGUUCAGUACUCGCUGCUUCUAACACAGGGUUAGUUAUGUAUUGUGUAAUUUAUUUCUUUUUCAAUAUAUAAAAAAUAAAAUGGGUGGAGAUGCAAAUUAAGACUAAAACGGAAUAUGUUAAAUACACACAUACAAAAUAUAAUCAAGUUUUAAUAAAAAAAGUUCAAUUGCUAUGUUUAAAUGAUAAGGAGACACAUAAAAUCAAUAACAGUUGAUUAGAGCCAUUUUAUACCCUGGAUGUUACAUUUUAAAUGUACUAUUCUAACAUGUUCCCUUGUGUUUGUGCUGUAUCUUUCUUAUGAAUACCAUUUUGAUUUUGUUUUCUAAAAAUGUCAUACUUUUUUUUACUGUGAGUGUCUUGGUUUUUGGAUUCAGUCACUGUUCAUUGUGUUGUAAAGUCACUACAUUUUUAUGCUGAUAGAACCAUUAGCACAUCUGAGUCGUUUACAUUUAGAAAAUUCUAGAAACCAUUCAUAAAUGGAAAGCUGAUUUUAGAUGGGUGUUCCAGUGAAAACAGAACAAAGAGUGUGUUUAGAGUUAAGUUCAUGCAGACACAUCUUGAGUCAAAGUGAUUGCAAACUGUAUAUGAUAUUUGGAUUAAUUUUCUGCUCAAGGAGCAUCAAUAAGAAAAGUGAAUAGGUGAAAGCAUCACACAGAGAUAAAAGAUAAGCAUCAUCACAUCAUUGCUGCGUGUGAAUAUAAAGGAAGCACCUCUCAAUGGGAACUCUUGUCUUGAGUAAUUAAAACAGGCACACACUAAGCAGAUUUUCUACAUCUUCUGGGGGAAAUUUUAAUUCAUCUGCAGGACUCUGGCUGGGCCUGAGGGCCAAAACCCUGUACUGGAAUAAAGGAAGGAAGAAAAGAAAAACAUCAGUCCUGAACAAGCCUCCCCUGCCUCCUUCCCCAUGGCUUGACCUCCAUGCUUGCUGUGCUGCAGAUCUUUCCCUGGAGGGCUGUUUCUCUGACCUUAGCACAUGGAUUUCAAGACUUCAAAUGAAGAGACAAAGACUGGGAUUUAUUUGCUUCAAGAUGGUAGCGAGGAGCCUUUCAAUAUCCGUCUGCACCUGGCCAAAGACAUUCUCACCAUUCAAGAGCAAGACGUCAUCUGUGUGUCUGGAGAACCGUUCUACUCAAGUGAGAGAACAGUGACGAUCCGUCGGCAGACGAUCGGAGGGUUUGGUUUGAGCAUCAAGGGUGGUGCUGAACACAAGAUCCCUGUUGUGAUCUCUAAAAUAUCAAAAGAACAGAAGGCGGAACUUUCUGGACUUUUGUUUAUCGGGGACGGAAUUCUCCAGAUAAACGGCAUUAAUGUGAGGAGUUAUCGCCAUGAAGAAGUGGUGCAGGUUCUGCGAAACGCAGGUGAGGAAGUGACUCUGACUGUGUCUUUCCUGAAGAGGACGCCUGCGUUUCUGAAACUGCCGCUGUGUGAAGACUGCUCAUGUACGUCUGUGUUUGGACACGCAGCAUUCACCGGUAUACCAAGUGAUCAGAGCAGUGGAACCUCGUCUCCGUUGUGUGACAGUGGCCUGCAUCUGAACUACCAUCCCAACAACACGGACACGUUGUCGUGCUCGUCUUGGCCGAUGUCUCCGGGGUUGCGCUGGGAGAAGAGAUGGGUGGAUCUUCGACUCAUCCCUCUAUUGCACGCGCGUCUGUCCCAGUACGUCCCAGGUACUGACAUUUGCAGGCAAAAUGCGUUUCAAGUGGUUGCUGUGGAUGGGGUGUGCAGCGGGGUCAUUCAGUGCCCCAGUACUGACGAAUGCACCGACUGGCUGCAAGCACUCGCUACUAACACUUCUGCCCUCACCAAGCACAACGUGAAGAAGAUCAACAGAAACUUCCCGGUGAACCAGCAGAUCGUAUAUAUGGGCUGGGUAGAUGAGAAAGAACAAGAUUCUGUUCAGGACCGAAUGUACACACCAAAGUUUCUUGCCUUGAGGGGUUCGUCUCUCUUCAAAUUCUCCGCACCUCCAGUCACCACCUGGGACUGGACCAGAGCCGAGAAGAGCUUCUCCGUCUACGAGAUCAUGUUCAAGAUACUGAAGGACAUUGAGCUGGUGGACAAACGAAAGCACUGCUUCAGUGUUCAGACGGACUCUGGAGAGGACAUCUUCUUCAGCGUGGAGCUGGAAUGUGAGCUGCUUCUGUGGGAGAAAGCCUUUCAGAUGGCCACGUUCUUCGAAGUGGAACGAAUACAGUGUAAAACAUACGCUUGCAUUGUGGACAGUCAUCUCAUGGGACUCACCAUAGAUUUCAGCAUGGGCUUCGUGUGCUUCGAUGCCGCGUCAAAGGCAGUGCUGUGGAGAUACAAGUUCUCUCAGCUUAAAGGAUCAUCAGAUGAUGGAAAGAGUAAAAUCAAAUUCCUGUUCCAGAAUCAAGACACAAAACUUAUUGAAGCAAAGGAACUGGAGUUCUCCAACCUCUUCGCGGUUCUCCACUGCAUCCACGCGUUCUUCGCCGCCAAAGUGGCCUGUUUGGAUCCCAUGUUCGUGAGCAGCCGAAACGCCACCAUGACCGCUGUGGUGUCCACGACCUCCACCUUAACCGCCCCACCACAGAUAUCCAAGAUCAAAUACACCAGCUGACAGACUCCAGUGACGGACCCUUUCCUUCCAUACAGUGAACAGGUAGGAGGAGAGGAACUAACCCUGACAAACAAUUGACACACAGUGGAAGUCCACUUUCAAAUGGACAAUUCACGUACGUAACAUCGAAACCCUCGCUAUGUUCUCCGGAUGGGAAACUCAGACAUUUUAGCAUUAUGUUUCCUGUUGAAGAUGUUCUUGGAUCGCUUUCAGCUGCUAGAAAGUUGGACUCCUCCCCUUUGAUAUCGAGCCAUAUCUGUUUGCAUUCAAAUGAUAUGAACACUUCUUUGUGUGUACUUUUAAAAUAUUAUUAAAUCU
Messenger RNA from Pimephales promelas (fathead minnow), 2967 nucleotides. Lineage: Eukaryota; Metazoa; Chordata; Actinopteri; Cypriniformes; Leuciscidae. The record is from RefSeq and is a predicted model, not a curated record.